This is a messenger RNA of Neopsephotus bourkii (Bourke's parrot), 1771 nucleotides long. Its product is annotated as pancreatic lipase-related protein 2-like. The transcript has 13 exons. Gene Ontology annotation, biological process: lipid metabolic process. The record is from RefSeq and is a predicted model, not a curated record. Bases 408 to 1754 code for a protein of 448 amino acids. Lineage: Eukaryota; Metazoa; Chordata; Aves; Psittaciformes; Psittacidae. Gene Ontology annotation, molecular function: triacylglycerol lipase activity; protein binding.
UCACAUUGACUGUUGCGAACAUUAUAUACAACAACCCACUCUGAGGUCUAAAAUGGUCUUGCUUUUCUUCAAAUCCAUAGCAAAACUUUGAAGAGGUGAAAAUUUUCAUCUAUUAGAUACGAUGAGAGACAAGAAAAGGCAACAUCUGUUAUAUCCCGCAUUAAGGGUAUCAUUCUCACAAAGGUACUCACCCACAGGAAGCCUAUAAUUAGACGCCGUGUGGGCAGGUCCGCACCCACCAUUGUGGGACCAAUUCCAAGUGAAAAGAGCCGGUAGCAACCAGAAUUUGACAGGGAGCUGGCUGAAGGGAGCUUGCAAAUCAGGAACCCCUGCUGCAUUCAGAGUGAGGGUUUCAUUAUUCUGCCUCAAUCUGUUACUCCUCACCAGAGAAGAAGAGUGAUAAGAGAAUGGUGGCUGGAAUGUGGAUUAUUGCAUUUUAUCUCCUUGGCACCGUAGCAGGUAAAGAAGUUUGCUACCCCAGGAUUGGCUGUUUCACAGAUGAUCCACCCUGGUCUGGGAUACCAGGGAGACUUCUGACAGGUUUGCCUGACAAUCCGGACGAUAUGAACAUCACUUUCUCCCUCUACACCAGAGAAACAGGAAAUAACUCACAGCUCAUCUCAGCAAUAAACCCCUCAACGAUCCAAAACUCACGUUUUUCCUCAAGUAGGAACACCACCUUCAUCAUUCAUGGAUUUGACAGCACUGGAAGAGAAGGCUGGGUGGUAGAAAUGUGCUUGCUGUUACUGGAAGUGGAAAAUAUCAACUGUAUUGCUGUCGACUGGAAAGAAGGUGCAAAAGGCACCUACAUCAGUGCAGUGAACAACCUCCGUGUCAUUGGGGCUGAGAUUGCCUAUCUCAUCAAAAUUUUAAAGAAAGUCUCCAGAUGCUCCCCUUAUGAUAUCCAUUUAAUUGGCCACAGCCUGGGAGCACACACUGCAGGAGAGGCAGGAAGAAGGACUCCAGGCAUCAGACGGAUAACAGGUUUAGACCCUGCUGGGCCCUGUUUUGAAGGCACUCCUCCUGAGGUGAGGCUGGAUCCUUCAGAUGCAAACUUUGUUGAUAUCAUUCACAGUAAUGCUGCUCACUUUCCUGCCGUAGGGUUUGGAAUAUAUAACACCACUGGUCACCUGGACUUUUACCCCAAUGGAGGAACUGUGAUGCGUGGAUGCACUGAUUUACUUCCAGACAUGAAAAAAAGUGAAUUUGAAGCUAUCAUUGCAGAUGCUACAGUCUUUGGAGGGUGCCAUCACUCCCGCAGCCAUGAGUAUUAUUUCAAAAGUAUCCUCUAUCCCACUGGAUUCUUUGGAUAUCCCUGCAAAAGUUAUGAUUCCUUUGAUUCGGGAGACUGUUUCCCAUGUCCAAAAGAGGGGUGUCCAAUGAUGGGGCACUACGCUGACAGAUUUCCAGCCAAACUGGAGAGGGUAAACCAAAAGUAUUUUUUAAACACAGGAGCAGACCCACCUUUUGCUGCUUGGAGACAAAAGGUACUUAUCCAGCUGUCUGGUGCAAAGAAAACGAGAGGGGACAUAAAACUAGUUUUCCAUGAUGCAGAGGGCAACACAAAAAAAUAUGAUAUUGCCAGUGGAGACCUCUCUGAAGACCAAGUUUAUGCAAAAUAUCUUGAUGUUGAAAUUAACCCCCAAAAAACUGCAGAAAUUGAAUUUCUCUGGAACAAAACCCUAUUUACCCUUCUUUGGGCAAGACUGGGAGCAGAAACAGUCAAUAUAACUCAUGGAGAUGGACAUAGGUAAGUGUGUCCCUUUACAGC